Messenger RNA from Leptonychotes weddellii (Weddell seal), 821 nucleotides. The record is from RefSeq and is a predicted model, not a curated record. NCBI's taxonomy places the organism in Eukaryota, Metazoa, Chordata, Mammalia, Carnivora, Phocidae.
CAGCAGUUGUCUGGGAGCUCACAGCCGAUGUGCCUCCAGGGGCCUGGGGGCCACGCUGUGUGUGGUGUGGGGGACCUGCUGCCCCAGCCCCCACCCCAGCCGUGCUGGCUCAUGCCCUCCGUGCUCCCUGCUGUUUCAGAGCAGACCUACUGUGACCGCCUGGUCCAGGACACACCUUUCCUAAUGGGCCAGGGAAGCCUCAGUGAGCAGCAGGUGGACAGGAUCGUCCUCCAGCUGAACCGUUACUACCCUCAGAUCCUCAGCAACAAGGAUGCAGAGAAGUUCCGGAACCCCAAGGCGUCCCUGCGCAUGCGGCUCUGUGACCUCCUGGGCCAUCUGCAGCGGAGCGGCGAGCGGGACUGCCAGGAGUUCUACCGGGCCCUGUACAUCCAUGCCCAGCUGCUGCACAGUCGCCUGCCCAGCCGGCUCGGCCCGCAGAACUCAGAUUGCACAGAGCUAGACUCAGGCACCGUGGGCCGCGAGCUCAGUGACAGGGGGCCCGUGGCCUUCCUGGCCUGCCUCGGCCUGGCCGCGGGGCUGGCGCUCCUCGUCUACUGCGGCCCUCCAGACCCCAAGGUGCUGCCGGGGGCCCGGCGUGUCCUGGGCUUCUCCCCCAUCAUUGUCGACAGGCACGUCAGCCGCUUCCUGCUGGCCUUCCUCACAGACGACCUGGGAAGGCUCUGACGCCCCCACCCGCCCGCCUGGGGGCCUGCCACUUCUUUUCUAAAUGCUUGUUUUUCACUAUUUAUACUUUUUUAAGAAAGUUACCUUCACCUGACAAAGGUACUCAACAAUAUUAAAUGUUGGAGUCUUGUCCUUUU